GUCCCCCUAGCUCAAGGUUCCCGAUGGCUCAGUUGGGCGCGAUUGUGGCUGUGGCUGUGAGUUUCUGCUGUGCGUCUAUCUUCUCAUCUGUGCACAAGAUCGAAGAGGGACAUAUUGGGGUCUAUUACAGAGGCGGUGCUCUGCUGACCUCCACCAGCGGCCCCGGUUUCCACCUCAUGCUCCCUUUCAUCACCUCGUACAAGUCUGUGCAGACCACGCUGCAGACGGAUGAAGUGAAGAAUGUGCCUUGUGGGACUAGUGGUGGUGUGAUGAUCUACUUUGACAGAAUCGAAGUGGUGAACUUCCUGGUCCCGAAUGCAGUGUAUGACAUAGUGAAGAACUACACUGCCGACUACGACAAGGCCCUCAUCUUCAACAAGAUCCACCAUGAGCUCAACCAGUUCUGCAGCGUCCAUACGCUUCAGGAGGUCUAUAUCGAGCUCUUCGAUCAGAUCGACGAGAAUCUCAAACUGGCCUUGCAACAGGACCUGACCUCCAUGGCUCCCGGGCUUGUCAUCCAGGCCGUGCGGGUGACCAAGCCCAAUAUCCCAGAGGCGAUCCGCAGGAAUUAUGAGCUGAUGGAGAGCGAGAAGACGAAGCUGCUCAUUGCCGCCCAGAAGCAGAAGGUGGUGGAGAAGGAGGCCGAGACGGAGCGGAAGAAAGCCCUCAUCGAGGCGGAAAAAGUGGCUCAAGUGGCAGAAAUCACCUACGGGCAGAAGGUGAUGGAGAAGGAGACUGAGAAGAAGAUUUCGGAAAUUGAAGACGCGGCGUUCCUGGCCCGGGAGAAGGCCAAGGCGGACGCCGAGUGCUACACCGCUAUGAAAAUAGCCGAAGCCAACAAGCUGAAGCUGACCCCGGAGUACCUGCAGCUGAUGAAGUACAAGGCCAUCGCUUCCAACAGCAAGAUCUACUUUGGCAAAGAUAUCCCGAACAUGUUCGUGGACUCUGCAGGCGCGCUGGGCAAGGAGUUUGAGGGCCUCACUGACAAACUAGGCUUCACCUUGGAGGACGAACCCUUGCAGGAGACAGACGCGGGAGAGAACUGAGCACGCUUCCACAGCCUCAGAGGACACUUGAGGAGAUCUUUAGUUCUUACUGAUGAGCCAGGACGCCCCUUCCUCCCGCAGUUCCUUCCCUGACGCUCUUCCACUUCACUGUGGUGCAAAAAAAAAAAAGAAGAAAAGGCUUGAAAUCUGGUCCCCUAGGGCAGGGAUUGAUGAUUUGGGGUCUCCAGCAGGUAAGUGGGUUCCCUGACUGCUCUCACUGCCCCGUGGCUUUGACCUUCCACUGGCAGACACUAAUUUUAGCCCUUUGCUGCUGGCUUAAUUAGGGAUGGUGCUGGAGCAUGGGGAGAAAUUCUGGGUACUGCCGCCAGGUGAUUAGCAUCCCCUUCCGCAAACUCCCUGUAUGGCUCCCGCCUGUCCCGACUCUGGUGGGAGGUGCCUUGGCGGUGAGCAGACUCCUGGGCUCGGUGCAGUCGUGAGCUCUGUGGACUCGACUCCUCUAGGUGCCGUUUUCUCUACCCUGGGACGAGGACGGGGGCCCGGCCCGAAGCUUUCGUACUGUGGCCCUCCUUGCCCUGGGACUCAGGAACGGUGGGUUUCUGACUACGUUUCCGGAGUCAGGGUUUGGUCACCACCACAAAAUUCUUUUUUAAGACUUUCCACCCUUUUGUGAUUUGGUGUGUGUCCCCCCACCCCCACCCCCAAACUUGUCCAUUGAUUCCACUCGGCAUUCAGGAGAUGCGAACAAACAGCUCAAGUGUCUUAAUUGCUGCUGGAGUGGGGUCCUUCCCGUGUGUCCUGGAGACCGUGUGUCUUUAUUGUUGUGGCGAGUCCGCAUUGGAGGCCCUCUGGAGGAGGACAGAGGGUCACCCAAAGGCUUGCCCGUCCUAAUGCCCGUGGCGUGUGCUGGGCACUUCCCACCCCAUAUGACAUCCAGAGGAACGUGGGGUGGGAGAGAUGGGCGCUUGCCUUGCUGUGGCCCUUCCGGUUUGACCUCAGCCCGGCAUAUGGCCCCCCCUGAGCACCGCAGGGACUGAUCCCUGAGCAAGCUACCUCUGGUUGUGGCCAGAAAACCAAAACUAAAGCAAGCAUUUUCUCCACGUAGCAUGCACUGCUGGACCUUGGGUUCUGGCCAGCGACCGGGCAAGGCAGAGCAGAGUCCGUGCCUGCACCCCCAGGGUCAAAUGGUCACUGCAGCAAUCCCAAUCGGAUGAUUUCUGUGUCUUUUCUAAUUGGGACACUUCUGAGGGGGAUUCGGGGUGAGGGAGUGCAUCCGUGAAGGAAAGAUGUUCCUGCAGCAGGCUGGGUCACGCAGACAGGCACCCUGUGUGAUUCCUGCUCUUGGACUAGUUGCUAGGUGAGGGUCGCCCUCCAGAGUCAUCUUGCAAAGUGUCAGGAUUCACUGCCCCAAUCUUUGGCUCAAGAUUUGCCUCUACUGGGGCCAGAGCGAUAGUACAGUAGGCAGAGAGCUUGCCUUGUAUGUGGCCAGCCUGGUUCGACCCCCAGCAUCCGAUAUGGUCCCCCAAGCACCACCAGGAGUUACCCCUGAGCAAGAGCUAGGGUGUGGCCCAUGAAACAAAGAUCUGUCCUGUGGAGCGUGUGCUUUGCAUGCACGAGGUUUGGGCUCAGUCCCCUGCACACUGCCCGGAGUGACCAUAAACCAGUAAUGCGGCAAGAGGAGCCUCUCACCAUUGCCAGCUACGACCCAAGAACUUUUUUUAAAAAAUAAGAAAAUGUGGCCUUGUUACUACCAAGCUCCCCUCCAAGCUGGCCCUGGCCCCUCUUUCCUCACUGAAACUAGGGAGGCUCUGGCGCGAUCUGCACCUAGCACGUGGCCAGGCCCCGUCCCCUGGCUCACCUGCUGGCCCCAGCUCAGGCAGCUUGCCCCUGGCCGGCUCAGGUUUGUCGGGAGUGGGGGGAGCAUUCAGCCAGUCUCGGAAGAAACAAAAUGUGAAUUCCUUGCAACCUGAACGUCCUUCUCUUCCAUUCUCAUUCCGGGGACUUCGGUUUCAGACCGCUGUUCCUUGUUACACUCAGUUUAGGGGACCAAAUGUUUCUGGGCGUGAUGGAGUGUAGUGCAGAAGGAAGCCAUCCUGAAAGCCGGGUCUGGUGUCCACUUCAACCAGCAUGGACCCUCUCCCGUCUCAGUGUCUCCGAGCUUUGUCAGGAGCCAUACCGCCCAUCCAGCGUCCCCAGUCGACUUGUCUGCCCAUUCUGCUCGAAGACUUUGAGUCUGGGAAAACACUGCUUUUCCCUAGCAGAGUAAGGAGCAAGGCCGUCUCCAAGUGUCCAGACAGCACUGCCGCUUGGGUUUUUAACUUGAAAGUCUAAUCCUAAAAAGUCUAAACAACUUGUGACAGCAUGUCCUAUGCACGAGUCAGUCUUUGACCACACGCACACAAAAAAAGAAAAAACCAAAGUCCUACUGCUCCUGGCCCUCGGUGUCACUGUGGCUUCCUAGGUACAGAUAGCGGACCCGGCGGUUUAACCCCGGGCUGCCUGUACCUGCGUCGGGGAUAAGUUCAUGGAGUGAGCUCUUGGCUUUGCGGGGGACAGCUCGCCCAUCGAUCUGUCGGACAGUUUCUGAUCUUACAGGAUUUGAAUUCUAAACAUGUAAAAUGUGACAGCCUGCAGUGUUGUGGGCAGGAAAGUCAUGGCUGCUAUUUAUACGUGUGGGUAACUUUAUACAACUCCGUUUUUGUAGGAUUUUCCAAGGAAAAGUCACCUUGGUUGAAUGUUUCUCACUCAUACUUUGCAGAAAUGAUUCGUAUUCAGUACUGUUUUAAACCGCUUUUUUAGUCUGAGGCCAGAAUGUUUGCAAGGAAGCCAAAGUUCGUUGAUGAUUUUUAUAUGACUUUAAAAAAAUUAGAGGGAUCUGUGAUCAGCUUAAGUUAAAGGAGGAAAAAAUGUAUCAUGGAAAGAAUUUUAGCAAGAUACUGAUUUUCUUUUUUUUUUAAGUACGAAGUGGGGCUGGUGAUAUUGCUCAGAAGCAGGCACAUGUCUGCGCAUGUGAGGCCGGGCUUGAGCGCGGCUCCCAGAAGAGAGAGGGGGACGUCUCACCCGUGAUCGAUUGAGUAUGGCCUCUCUGGGUCUCUGCGUCUCGGCAAUGGUGGCUGAACUGUUUACAGUGUUCUAAAUUUAUCGCAAAUAGUGAAAGCAAGAUCAUUAUAGUUACCAACUUCCUUAUUUAAGUUUAAGGUGAAAUCUCUGCUCUGUGACCUGCGCCUCCCCAUUACUCCUCUGGUUCUGUUCAGAAGGGUCUCGAAUCUGUUCCUACUGUUUCCUUACAAGAGAGAUACUUGCCCAUCGUUUUGUGUUUGUAUUUCUAUUACUUUUUAUUUCUGCUUUGGUGGAAGCUGGUGAUCGAAUAGUCAAACUUCAGCUUUCAAGGAGCCCCAGUGAUUUGACUUUGUAACAGAGAAGUAAUUCUUGUUAUAAUCAUCACUCUGUAAAUGAUAUGCUGAAUUAAUUGCUGUGGGUUGAUAGUUGGAGAAGUCAUUUGGGCAACAAAUGCUACGGUAUGAAUUUUUGUCCUAGUUUUGUUUUCAGUCUUGCUAAAUAAAAUGAAUCUUUGUAUUUA
Molecule: messenger RNA, 4584 nt
Organism: Sorex fumeus (smoky shrew)
Lineage: Eukaryota; Metazoa; Chordata; Mammalia; Eulipotyphla; Soricidae
Gene: ERLIN2
Product: ER lipid raft associated 2
Exons: 11
Coding region: 24-1046 (340 amino acids)
Biological process (GO): SREBP signaling pathway
Cellular component (GO): endoplasmic reticulum; endoplasmic reticulum membrane
Molecular function (GO): cholesterol binding; ubiquitin protein ligase binding
Source: RefSeq, a predicted model, not a curated record